Trichoderma reesei QM6a is the source of this 1555-nucleotide messenger RNA. RefSeq lists its product as uncharacterized. The transcript has a single exon. Lineage: Eukaryota; Fungi; Ascomycota; Sordariomycetes; Hypocreales; Hypocreaceae. Bases 503 to 1555 code for a protein of 350 amino acids. The record is from RefSeq and is a predicted model, not a curated record.
CCCCGGUAAUAAAUAUAGAUAAUACGACUCUAAAUCUGGAUCUGACGUCCCACGGACCGUCUGUGCGACCGCUCCUUGCCGUGCGUGUGUGCUUGGGAACAGCUCGACGUGCGCCCAAGCCGCCCAAUACGGAGCUACGAUACCAAUACAAUCUUCGCCCAGAAAGUCAGACCGACCUCUUUCUUACUCGCCUGUUUCUCCUCCUGCUCAAUCUCUUUUUACGUGUCUCAGCUGGGCAGAUUGCGACGCUGAAUCGACUCUGCGGUUGCAACGACGGCUGAAUACGGUUACAAGCUCUCCCACAUGCGCCGAAAUAGUCACAGCAACAAGGGUGUCUAUAGGUACCUUGGGUAGAGCAACACAGACGGACGGAACCAACAACAGCGCAGAAGGGGGGGGAAACCAAGAGGACGACUCAAUUGAGUCCCUUUACACGACAAUACGAACGCAAAGAAACAAAAAGACGGAAUCAACAAGAAUCACAUACGCACACACACGAAACAUGCCACGCAGACGACUAUGGGCAUCCUCGCCCCUCCUCCUCCUCCUCCUGCUCUUCGCCCCAGCAGCCCUCGCCGUCGUCGAAGCCGACUUCUCCUUCUACCCUGCCAACGCCCAGCCGUGCCUGAACCAGGCGGCCGCGGCCUCCAAAUGCAUCGGCUCGACCGUCACGGACCUCAACAACUGCCUGUGCGGCAACUGGAACGACUUUGUCAUCCUGGCGGCCACGUGCAUCGGCAAGAACGACAAGGAGGACUCGGUGCCCGUGUAUAAGACGAUGGUGUCUGCGUGUGCCGACUCGGAUACGCCGCUCGACGUGUCGCCGAGCGAGUUUUACGGCGCGGUCAACGGGGAGACCACAACAACGACGACGACGACGUCAGUAACAACAACAACAACAACAGCGGCGACGACACUGGCAACGGCCACGACGACGACGACAGACUCGGCGACAACACAGCCGACGAGCUCCAGCACCGCCGCUCCCACGCAGGGGAGCCUGUCGACGGGCGCGACCAUCGGCAUCGCGUUGGGCGCAUCCUUUGGCGGCGUCGGUUCCAUCGCGGGCCUGGUGUAUUUCCUGCUGCGGCGGGCCAAGAAGCAGGACGAGGAGCGGCAUCCGAUGCUGCCGCCGCCGCAGUAUUACGGCGACGACGCCCAGCAGCAGCUGUUCAGCGGCCGGCCGCCAGCGCCAGAGCCCACGCCGUCGCCGGGCCUGCUGAGCAACUACUCGUCCGAGGUGAAGCAGUCGUCGUCGUCGUCAUUAUGGGUGUCGCCGCUGCAGAGCCCGGACUACAGGUACUCUGCGGCGACGUGGGACGGCGCGCAGGGGGCGUAUCAGGGGCCGCUUGCGCCGACGGAGGUGGGCUCGGAGAUGGCGAUGCUGCCGCUGCAGGCGCAGGGUCUGGGUGGUGUUGAGGGGAGUAGCGGUGGCAGCGGUGGUACGGGGAUGGUGUUUGAGAUGGAUGCCACGGCAUCGCAGGUCUCGCAGGUGUCGUCGGGGGCUGUCGAGGUGCCGGGCAGUGUGCCGUCUGGGCGGCCAGCAGGGAGGUGA